AAAAUUCUUCCAAAUCAUCGCAGCAAGCUUGAUCAACAUCCGUUGAAUUUUUGAAUUUCGUCGAUGAGCUGGGCCACGCCUGUUCUUCCAACGAAAGACGACUGAUGAACUGCGUAAUGCCAUAGGUGCGAAAUCGGCCCAGCUCGAGGACCGGCGACCCGCCUACCCCACCGACGAGGGUCCCCCAUUUUAUCGCGAUUCUAGCACUGCAGAUCUGAUCCUCUAGAGGUUUUCCCUCUUGCUGCACGCUAAAACCGACCUUGUACCGGGCUUUAGGCUGAAUGAACGACAUUCGCGUCCAUGAUAUCACUGGAAAUGCUUCAUUUAUCCUCCAAUUGUGAGCCCAAAUUGAUGGAGGCUACAUAUAGGACUAAGACGCCCGCCAAGGGAGAGCAAUAUUUCAACUGCAUCGCGACACGAUGUUGCUCUCUGGUGUUCUUUUCGGGUUGUUCCUAGGACUUGCUUCCGGUGAAGAUGGAUCAGCGGCAUGGCUCCGCUACGCCCCACUUCCCCAUGAUAGUAGCCACAGCUCCCUCCCUUCAUCCAUCAUCACCUUGAACAGCACUAGAGGCAGCCCGGUGUAUACUGCGCAGCAAGAGCUUCGCCGGGGUAUUCAGGGCAUCUUUGGAAAAACACUCAACAAUGGAACCUCCUCAAAUCAGCAUGGUGCUAUCAUAGUUGGGACGGCUCAGGCAUACCAAAAAAGCUAUGGCGAGUUUGAUGAUGCAAAAGAGCUUGAGGAAGACGGUUACUUCCUCAGUUCGGAAAGCAACCAGGUGCUGAUAAUCGGCCAAAAUGAGCGAGGUGCUCUAUAUGGUUCUUUCGACUACCUCUCACGGCUUGCUCAGGGUAAACUCGGCGCCGUCUCGUAUGUUUCGAACCCCCACGCGUCUAUUCGAUGGACCAACGAAUGGGACAACAUGGACGGAAGUAUUGAGCGUGGAUAUGCGGGACCAUCCAUCUUCUUCGAAAAUGGAUUCGUAACGGACAAUGUCACGCGCGUCGCCGAAUACGCACGCCUUCUUGCGUCUAUUCGCAUUAAUGGCAUGAUUGUCAAUAACGUUAACGCCAAUGCAACACUCCUGAGUCCACGAAAUAUCAAUGGCUUAGGACGAUUGGCCGACGCAAUGAGGCCGUAUGGAGUGCAACUGGGAAUUUCGCUCAAUUUUGCAUCACCGCAGACCUUCGGGGGCCUGAGCACAUUCGAUCCGUUGGAUCCUGCAGUAGAUGCUUGGUGGGCGAACAUCACAAACCAGAUCUAUGCACGCGUCCCUGAUAUGGCAGGUUACUUGGUUAAAGCCAAUAGCGAGGGCCAACCCGGACCCCUGACGUACAAUCGAACAUUAGCAGAAGGAGCAAACAUGUUUGCUCGAGCAGCCAAACCGCAUGGAGGUAUCGUCAUGUUUCGAGCUUUUGUCUACGACAAUCACAUCAACGAGAGUAACUGGAAGGCAGACCGGGCCAAUGCUGCAGUGGAGUUUUUCCAGGAUCUGGAUGGAAAAUUUGACGAUAAUGUGGUCGUACAAAUAAAGUACGGUCCAAUUGAUUUCCAGGUUCGAGAACCUGUUUCGCCACUGUUCUCAACUCUUCGAAACACGAGUACAGCUAUCGAGCUUCAAGUGACUCAAGAGUACCUUGGUCAACAAACGCAUCUUGUAUACCUUGCACCUCUGUGGAAAGAGAUUCUCGAAUUCGACAUGAAAGCCGACAAUCGGUCUUCCAAGGUGAAGGACAUCAUUUCCGGUGAGCGAUUCAGGCGGCCACUUGGUGGAUCGGCUGGGGUAGUGAAUGUAGGCACCAAUACGACCUGGCUGGGGAGUCAUCUCUCGAUGUCGAAUCUUUACGCUUACGGGCUACUGGCAUGGGAUCCGGCGCUUGGAGCCGAGGAACUCCUGCAGGAUUGGAUCCGAUUGACUUUUGGCCACGACAAGAAAGUGAUUGAAACUGUUACCGAAAUGUCAAUGAAGUCAUGGCCUGCGUACGAAAACUACACGGGAAACCUUGGCAUCCAAACCCUCACGGACAUCCUAUAUACCCAUUUUGGGCCUAAUCCAGCAACGAUGGACAAUAACGGGUGGGGCCAGUGGACCAGGGCCGACAAAUUCAGCAUUGGCAUGGACCGCACCGUCAAGAACGGAACUGGAAACGCUGGACAGUAUCCGUCGGAAGUGGCCAAGGUGUACGAGAGCAUCGAAACCACUCCUGACAACUUGUUGCUCUGGUUCCAUCACGUCAACUACACGCAUCGUCUCAAGUCAGGCAAGACCGUGAUCCAGCACUUCUACGACUCACAUUACGAGGGUGCAGCGACUGCGCAAGACCUGGUGGAACAAUGGAAUUCUCUGGAAGGUAGAAUCGACGUUGAACGCUUCGAGCACGUUCUUUUCAGACAGAAAUAUCAAGCUGGACAUGCGCUUGUAUGGCGCGACUCCAUCAACCAGUUUUACUAUAAUCUCUCCGAAAUCAAGGACGAAGCUGGAAGAGUCGGGAACCAUCCCUACCGGAUUGAAGCCGAGAAAAUGACUCUGGACGGUUACAGGUCGUAUAGUGUGAACCCCUUCCAUACAGCGUCCGGCGCAAAGGCGAUCGUCACUACAUCGAACACUACGGAAGGUACCGCGACAACAAAGGUAACCUUUGAGUCAGGGAGGUAUGAUAUAGCGGUCAACUACUAUGAUCUGAUUGGAGGCAAAGCGCAGUACGAGCUGCACAUCAACAACAAGACGAUUGGCAGCUGGAAAGGUGAUCUAGAGGACAAGCUGGGCCAUGCGCCGUCUGUAUAUCUUGACGGGCAUUCAGCGACGCGAAUUACGUUCAGAAACAUCACGGUGGGCAAGGGAGAUGUGCUUAAAAUCUCAGGGCGACCAGAUGGCGUAGAGCCAGCGCCAAUCGAUUAUGUUUCCUUUCUACCGCCGGGGGUGGUCGACUGAGCAGUUGGUGGGAGGAAAUGCGCGUUCUCGUCUUUCGUUUGGC
Paraphaeosphaeria sporulosa is the source of this 2973-nucleotide messenger RNA. Its product is annotated as putative alpha-glucuronidase A. The record is from RefSeq and is a predicted model, not a curated record. Gene Ontology annotation, biological process: xylan catabolic process. Lineage: Eukaryota; Fungi; Ascomycota; Dothideomycetes; Pleosporales; Didymosphaeriaceae. Bases 420 to 2930 code for a protein of 836 amino acids. Gene Ontology annotation, molecular function: alpha-glucuronidase activity. The transcript is spliced from 2 exons. Gene Ontology annotation, cellular component: extracellular region.